AUGGUUCAAGCUCAUGGCCAAAAGGAGUUGGCCAGGGUUUGUUCCUCCGACGAAACUCCCGAAACAGCCCCGGAAGGUUGGUUUUGCAUUCACGAGAAGUAUAUCUCUAAAUGCCACCUCCGGUUUCCGCUUCCGGAUCUCCUGUUAGACCUUCUUGAUCAUUAUCAACUAGCCCUCUCUCAACUCUGUCCCUCGGUGAUCCGAGUGAUAAAUGGUUUCAUUACCAGAGCUAAGGAGGAAGGAGUCGCCAUUGGACUGACCGAACUGAUGAGCCUCUACACGAUCAAGGAGAGCUCUAGCAAGGACGGUGGCAGUGGUACCUACUAUCUUCCUUGCCGUCCUAGGCUUGGACUUUUUAAAUCCUCCGGUAGUGAUGAUGACUGGAGGAAAAAAUACUUUUAUGUCAAGAUUGAUCCCUCCACAGUCCCAUUGGGUCGUGCUCUCUCGGUUAUUUGGUCCGAUAUAUCUGAUAUCGAGGAUCCUCAUAAGCUUUCUGAUAAGCUGUCUAGAGCUCUCUUUCGGAAGUUAUAUCAGAGUCCCAAUACUUGGGCGUCUUUCACUGUCUCUCGUAUUGGAUCAGCUAGGUUCCCGGAUCGAUACAACGCCAGGUUCCUUGACCCGAUUCCUGCUGAAGAUUUAGAAGGGAUAACUAAAAAGCUUUCCAUUGUUUUAGUUUCUGAAGGUCCUUUCGUGGUAGAUCUUUCGACUGGAGCUAGUACUUCCGAAACCGAGAAGACUCAAGCUCCCAAGAUGAGGCCUUCUUUCCGUUCCCGGAACAAACCCGCUGCAGCUGCCAGUGCUUCGCGAGGCAGCGAUAAGACCCAAGGAGGAGCCUUCCUUAGCUCGCUGAAGGAGGUCCUUGAUGAUGGGUCCUCUGUUCCUGCUAAGGAUGUUAGUCCAGUCGAGCCUAGAGCUCAGGAUAUUGUUCCCUGCGCUGAGGUUCCGACAGUUGAAGCUAACCCUCAAGCUGCUAGAGGCCCUCUCGAGGUCGAACCUCCGAGAAACAAGAGGUCUCGGACCGAUUUGGGAGAUAGACCCGCCAGAUCUUCCUCCUCGUCUUCACGGGGAGGGACCGUGGGUUGGAACUUCUCCCAUUCUAAGCCGGGAUCGAUAUUGGAUGACCCUUGGGGUUUGGCAACCAUCAUGAGGCAUAUGAAGAUGGUGGGGUGCUCCAUGCCUUCAAUUAAUGGUAUGACCAACAAAGAAGAGUACGUUGAUAUAGCUCACCACGUUGAUAUAGCUCACCACGUGAGGUUCGAAGAGACCGUUCAUGGUGCUCCUAGCGCUGGAGACUUAGCUCAGGCUACUGAGUUGUUCAAGACUACCAAGAUGGAGCUCGACCUGGCUCGUGCUCGAGUUUCUGAGCUUGAAGCUGAGGUCGGGAGGCUCGGUUCGAAGGCUGAUACUCAGCAAGGGAAGAUCGAAAGUCAAGCUAUCGAUAUUCGGGUGAAGAAUAGGAAGAUUAAUGAGUUAGAUACUGCUCGCAGGAUAGCUGAGCAUCAGGUUCAAGAGUUGAUCGUCUCAUCUCAGGUUAGCCAACAGAACAAAGAGGCUGAAGUUAAGCUAGCUGUCAGGAAAGGUAAGAAGGAGGUGGCUGAAGCCUACAACAAGAUCCUGAUCUCCGUGAAGGAGAAGUUUGUCAAGAAGAAGGAAGAGACCGAUGCUCUGAUCUAUGCUCAGGAGCUUCAGGCAAACACCGAACUUCUGAAGGACCUAUUGUCUAAGGAAAUUGAGGAUGCUGAAGAGGAGUAUCACCGUUUGAUGGUUUUGAUUCCUGAUGCUGGUGCUGCAUGUGAGAAGGCUCAAGUUUCUGAUUUCUCAGUCAGCAAGCUCCCCAUUCCUCAAUUCUCCGAGAGCUCAGGUACUUUCGAGAUCAAUAUGUUUAAUCCGACGUUUCCUGUGGAAUAUGGUUCUAACUUGGGUUCGGUAUCUCCUGAUUUAGUUCCAGUUGAAACAACCCCGGGAGGUGUCGAGCAGGAUGUUGAAGUAGAGGUUCCUGUCAAGGGGAAUGACCCUAUCGAGGAGGAUAAGGAUGAUGAAGCUGAUCCUGGAUCCAAAGAAGGUUAA
Messenger RNA from Raphanus sativus (radish), 2067 nucleotides. RefSeq lists its product as uncharacterized. NCBI's taxonomy places the organism in Eukaryota, Viridiplantae, Streptophyta, Magnoliopsida, Brassicales, Brassicaceae. The transcript has 3 exons. The record is from RefSeq and is a predicted model, not a curated record. The coding region runs from base 1 to 2067 and encodes 688 amino acids.